AUGGUUGCACAUAAUCAAUAUGACGACGACGAUCAAGGUCUGUUCACUAAUAAGUCCAUUGUUAUGGCAAAUUUUGAAGAGUGGAUUAAAAUGGCCACUGACAACAAGAUUAACUCUAGAAAUAGUUGGAAUUUUGCUCUUAUAGAUUACUUCUAUGACCUGAAUGUGCUGAAAGAUGCUGAAGAUAAUAUUAACUUCCAGAAGGCUAGUGCUACUCUAGAUGGCUGUGUCAAGAUUUAUUCUUCGCGUGUUGAUUCUGUUGCUAGUGAAACAGGGAAGCUGCUGAGUGGGCUGGCUGAAAGGCGCGAUAAGAGAACUGAAGAAGUACAGAAUGAUCACAGUGACGAAGAGGGGGAACCAGAUGAUGUAGAGAUUGAUCCGGCAACUGGUCUGCCUGUCGGCAGGGAUACUGAAGCUGACAGGAAAAGGAGGACGUAUAACAGAGUGCUGGAAACUACGCUGGUUGAUUUUGAUUCUAUCAAGUUAAAAGAACUAGAUCAGGAAUUGUGCAUUGACCCCCUUUUUAAAAAGGCAUUGGCAGAUUUUGACGAAGAUGGUGCAAAGAGUUUGCUAAUAAAUACAUUAAACGUCGAUGAUCACCUUAGAGUGGUAUUUGACGCAACUACAAGCGAAAACGAUGGCUCAAGAAAGCAGAUUCGGCAAAAUAGUCCUGAAGCUAAUGAAGGCUUAGAGACAAUUGAAACAGAGGCUGGAGCAGGGAAUGAAGACUAUGAUAUGCCUGACGCAGAGAGUGAAAUCGAGGAAGAUGAAUUGCCAACUACUCCCAGCUCCAACAUAUCGGAAUUUAAUUCUAUUAAUACAGAAAUGGUUGAAGAUGAAAUAUUAGCACUGGGGAUGAAGUACCUAAAUUUCGAAAAUAUCAAGGCCUUGGAUAUUUGUCCUUCUAUGGCCCAGUUACAUUCAGCGAUAAAUGAUUUCGAUGGCGCCAAGUCAAUUAUAGAUAAUGUGACAAACAAGUUCGAUAAUUUUCUAACAGAACAAGAUAUGCAAGAAGCCAUUCCCGAUAUUUCAGCUAAUGCGGAUAUGGAAGAUUUUCGUUAUGAGCUGCCGGGCCAGGUUGAUGACGAAAUGUUCAAUAACGAUGAUGACGGAAACGAGCCUGUUGGGAACGAAAGCACACCAGGUGAAAUAGAACCAGGAAUAACCGAUAAAGAAUUGUUCGCCUUCUUCGAUGAUGCAUUGAAGCAAAGUUGGCGGGGAAGAGAAAAUUGGAAGGUUCACAAUUAUAAGCAUAAACUCAGUAAAAGGACAGAGAAGCAUGGCGAUGAAAGCAAGGGGAUGAUACAGCCGCCUUCAUCCGUAAGUGCAGAAGACAAAGAACCUAAGAAGAAGGCUAAAAGGGACAUCAUUGACUUUUUUGAUCUAGACGAUAAUAUUGAAGAAGCAAUCUUCGCUAUUAAAAAGUCAUCAAUUGACCUUCCACAAAAACAUAGAGAAUACCCUCAUCAUCAUCUACUCCCAAAUGAUUAUAAGUUUACCGCAGACAGGAUUACAAAGCUUUUCAUAAAACCCGAGCAGCGAAUGAGCUUCUUUUCCUACAGGAAACGAGGCUUGCGCAAUGGAACCUCUAACAAAGAUCCCGCCAGCAAGAAUAGCGACCUCCCAAAAAUUGCAGACGAAAACUUUUGGGCCAAUACUUACAAACAAAGGGAAGAUGCCUCUGCACAGAUAGAUUCCGAUGAUGGAGCAUCCCUAAUCCCCGGAACAAGGGAUUCCGGGCCGGGUACAGGAAUUGACGACGAUGAUGGCGGUAUGGACUUCAACCAAGCUUUUGAAGACGAGGAGCUAGGAGUUUCUGAUGAUUACGAGCCGUUCGACACUCCAACCGCGCAAAACUUAAUAAAAACUGAAGAUAAAAUCUCAUAUUCUAGAACCGCCAAAAAGGUCGACGUGAAGAGACUGAAAAAAAACAUCUGGAGAUCAAUUUCACGUAAAUUAGAGCAAGAAAUAUCAUUACGAAGGUCGGUCACUGAAACACAUGACCAACCCACGGAUGUUAAUGAAAUUCAACUAAGGUUCACUGAAAUUGCUUCCGACAUUGUGCCCAUGUACUCUGAAAGAAAACUCAAAGACCUAUCAACAAGUUUCUGUUUCAUCUGCUUACUACAUCUGGCAAACGAACACGGUUUCACAGUUGCAAACACAGAGCAUUACGAUGAUUUAUUCAUUAUAUUCAACACCAAUUCUACAAAUAGUUCCCUUUCUGUUGCAUAA
Molecule: messenger RNA, 2235 nt
Organism: Eremothecium sinecaudum
Lineage: Eukaryota; Fungi; Ascomycota; Saccharomycetes; Saccharomycetales; Saccharomycetaceae
Gene: BRN1
Product: condensin subunit BRN1
Exons: 1
Coding region: 1-2235 (744 amino acids)
Biological process (GO): mitotic chromosome condensation
Cellular component (GO): condensin complex
Molecular function (GO): chromatin binding
Source: RefSeq, a predicted model, not a curated record